AUGGCGGGCGCGGCGGCCGCGCGGCUGCGGGCCGAGAUCCGCCGGCGGGAGCGUGAACUGCGCGGGCUGCGGGAGCGGCUGGCGGCCGAGCUGGAGGAUGAGGAUGGUGACGAGGAGGAGCAGGAGGGAGCCCUCGGCUUCCCCGCGGAGCUGCCGCCGCUGCCGGCGCGGGAGGCGCUGAGCGCGGCCGAGAUCCUGCGCUACAGCCGGCAGCUGGUGCUGCCCGAGCUGGGCGUGCGGGGCCAGCUGCGCCUGGCGCGGAGCUCCGUGCUAGUGGUGGGCUGCGGCGGGCUGGGCUGCCCGCUGGCUCAGUACCUGGCGGCGGCCGGCGUGGGCCGCCUGGGGCUGCUGGAUCACGACGUGGUGGAGACGAGCAACCUGCAGCGGCAGGUGCUGCACGGCGAGGCGCGCUGCGGGCGGCCCAAGGCGCGCUCGGCGGCCGCGGCGCUGCGGCGGCUGAACUCGGCCGUGCAGUACGUGCCGUACCGCGGGGCGCUGCGGCCGCGCUCCGCGCUGCGCCUCGUGCGCCAGUACGACAUCGUGGCCGACUGCUCCGACAAUGUCCCCACCCGCUACCUGGUGAGCGAUGCCUGCGUGCUGGCCGGCAAGCCGCUGGUGUCCGGCAGCGCCCUGCGCCUCGAGGGGCAGCUCGUGGUGUACAACUACGGCGGCGGACCGUGCUACCGCUGCCUGUUCCCGCAGCCGCCCCCGCCCGACACCGUCACCAACUGCGCGGAUGGCGGCGUGCUGGGCGUCGUCACCGGCAUCAUCGGCUGCCUGCAGGCGCUGGAGGUGCUGAAGAUCGCCUCGGGAAUGGGCUCCUCCUUCAACCAGUACAUGCUGAUGUUCGAUGCCCUCGAGGGGAGGUUCCGCAACAUCAAGCUGCGGCCGAGGAAAGCGGACUGUGCCGUGUGCGGGGACAAGCCCAGCAUCACCUGCCUGCAGGAUUACGAGGCGUUCUGCGGCUCCUCGGCCACGGACAAGUGCAGGGCUGUGCGGCUGCUGCCCGGUGGGGACAGGCUGUCGGUGCAGCAAUACAAGGAGCUGCUGGAUGCGGGGGUCCCGCAUGUGCUGCUGGAUGUGCGGCCGCCGGUGGAGGCGGAAAUCUGCCGCCUGCCGCACGCCCUGCACAUCCCGCUGCGGAGCCUGGAGCAGAGAGACGAGCAAGCGCUGCAGCUCUUGCGGGAAAGAAUCUGCGAAGAAAAGCAGAGAACUGACGGCCAGAGCUCUCUCCCCGUGUAUGUCGUUUGUAAGUUAGGGAAUGAUUCCCAGAAGGCCGUAAAGGUUCUGCGGGAGUUGCCUGCCGAAGAAUUUGGUUCUGUGUUAGCUAAGGAUAUUAAAGGUGGGCUCAUGGCUUGGGCCGCUAAAAUUGACCCAACGUUUCCUCAGUACUAGAAUUUUAAGUGGUGAAAAAAACCACACGUUUUCAGAGUAAGUUCUGUAGGGGUCCAUCUUCUCUCUGUAAUGGCUAUAUCACAUGGAAAAAACAGACAAAAAUACCAUACUGCUUUUUUGUGUUACCUUCUUUUUUCCCCAAGAAAAAUGCGUAUUUUUGUAGCUGAUUAUUUUUAUAAAAAUGUAAAUCAAUCCAUGAAAGUGGAAAGAAAUGUGUUCCUUGGUUAUGAUUCAAUAGUAAAAACUUGGCAUAACUACUGACUUGUGCACGUGAUGAUUGAGAAUAUCCUAAUUAGCAAUUGUAACCUGCAAAACAGCAAAACACGGGAAUCAUAUUUCUACUCAGUCUCUAAACUGCUUAACAAAUUGAAACAGUGCAUGAAAUGAAUAAAAAAAUAAUUACUGGUAAUCUCUAGCUGGUCUGUAGCACUAAUUAAUCUGUGCCAGGGAAUUUCCAGGACAGCACUAAUGGUGAACGUGGUGGUGAACUCCUGUCAGUUCUCUCUAGAAGCCGUGUGCAUUUCUGCACUGCAGCAGCUCCAGGUGUUAAGAACUUCCAGAGCCAUCCAUCCUCGUUUAUGGGAUGGCAAAGCAGUGCAUUCCCCAGCUUGACUAGAGAAACUGGGGUUAACUGGUAAUGAGACAGAACCCUGAAGGUUUGUAAAACAGACAGAAAAUGCUUUUGUCAGUGCUUAGAAGAUUUCAGAGAUUGAGAGAUAAUGAGGAGGUUAGAGAGAAAAAAAUUGACACUUACCCUCCCUCCUGCAAGGACAAAAACCUGAGUUUUCUGAGUUUCUCCCUGUUGCUGUGGCACUUGCAACUCCCCAGUUGGUUUUGCUGGCUGGCAUGAAGAGCUCUGCACAUCUGGGGAGUGUCUGUACUUAGCUGAAUGAAAAAAAAAGAGAAAUAAAUAGCAUUUCAACAGA
Molecule: messenger RNA, 2321 nt
Organism: Sturnus vulgaris (Common starling)
Lineage: Eukaryota; Metazoa; Chordata; Aves; Passeriformes; Sturnidae
Source: RefSeq, a predicted model, not a curated record